UAGCGUGAAGGGGUUUUGUAUUUUAGUAACUACUGAUUAUAUUCCCGCGGUGAAUGCAUUGUCCUGCUGACUUAUAGGGUGGCCAUUGUUUGAGAAAUAAGGAAAUCGGCUGGAAACUCGUCGAUGCAGCGGUCACUCUCAGAAUGUGAUCACUGGUGCACACAAUUUCAUUUGUUCGUCAGGCAAUGUAAAUAGUCACCAUGGCUAGAGAAGGGCAACAAGCAAUACCAAAUGGAAUGGAAGGGGAAGAAGACACAUUUGAAAGAGACUUGAAAGAGAUGUUAGAUGAUGGGCCAAAUUUGAAUGAUGCUAGUUCCAAUGUUCAAGGUGGGACACCGACCAGAAUGACCGCAUCCUAUGCAGGAAGUACAGCCUUGAGUUCAUCAUUUGAGUCUCCAGCAACGAGAAGUGCGUCACCCCAAGCCCGAUUAACUCGCUCCUACACCAUGCCUCCUGCCACCAGCAAUGUGCCGCUGUCCUCACCACAGACAAAUGGUGACUUUGUACCCAAGUCAAUCACUCAGGCUGCAACCAAGCUGGAGUCACUGCGAGAAUGGAGUAUCAACACAUUCAAGUGCACCAAGCAGAUGCUGUCAGAGAGGUUUGGCAAGAGCUCUAAGACAGUGGAUCUCGAACUAGAGGCUCAGAUAGAAAUUCUGCGAGACACCCAGCGCAAGUACGCCAGUGUGCUUCGUCUUGCCAGGGCUCUGACAAACCACUUCUUCUAUGUGGUACAGACCCAGAGAGCCCUGGGAGAGUCUUUCUCUGAUCUUGCACAGAAGGCUCCAGAGUUGCAUGAGGAGUUUACAUACAACUGUGAGACACAGAGGUCCUUGGUCAAGAAUGGAGAAACCCUGUUAGGUGCCCUGAACUUCUUUACCUCCUCUGUCAACACGUUGUGUAACAAGACCAUGGAGGACACACUUCUCACUGUCAAGCUGUAUGAAACAGCAAGGCUGGAAUUUGAUGCGUAUCGUAAUGAUAUGGAGACUUUGAGUCUUGGUCCGAAAGAUUCUACAACCGCCCAGAGACUUGAUGAAUCCAAACGGAAGUUUGAAGAUCACAAGGUCAAGUUUGAGAGAUUACGAGGAGAUGUCUCCAUCAAGCUAAAGUUCCUUGAAGAAAACAAGGUGAAGGUGAUGCACAAACAGCUGCUGCUGUUCCAUAACGCUGUGUCUGCCUACUUCUCGGGAAACGAGGCUAUGCUGGACACGACACUGAAGCAGUUUAACAUCAAACUUAAACGUCCAAAUGCUGAGAAGCCAUCAUGGAUAGAACAGUAAACAUGCAGAAGAUACCUUGGCUAAUACUAGACUUUAUUGUAAGGUGCUUUACACACAUCAGACAUUUGUUUAAUGAACUGAAUCUCUAAUAAUGUACACGUACAUUGUGGAUGAAUGUUUGUAUCAAGCACUGUAGAUCCUUUACAGAUAUGAGUAUGAUAACAUGUAUUAUUUGCUGACUGAGGGAAAACGUUUAUGAUGUACUGAGUUCAUCAAAUUGUGAUGUAAGGAUUUACAGCCAUUAGAUGGCUAUUGAUAUGUUGUGCCUAUGCUGGUGUGUCCACUCUUUCCAUACUGGUGUGUGGGUUGUCUUGGUGUGUGCACUCUCUCUCCAUGCUGGUGUGUGCUUACUCUGUCCAUGCUGAUAUGUGCUUACUUUCUCUCUAUGCUCGUUUUUGCUUAUUCUGUCCAUGUUGGUGUGUGCUUACUCUGUCCAUGUUGGUGUGUGCUUACUCUGUCCAUGUUGGUGUGUGCUUACUCUCUCCAUGCUGGUGUGUGCUUACUCUCUCCAUGUUGGUGUGUGCUUACUCUCUCCAUGUUGGUGUGUGCUUACUCUGUCCAUGCUAGUAUGUACACUCUCUCUCCAUGCUGGUGUGUGCACUCCCUCCAUGCUGGUGUGUGCACUCUCUCCAUGCUGGUGUGUGCACUCUCUCCAUGCUGGUGUGUGCACUCCCUCCAUGCUGUUGUGUGCUUACUCUGUCCAUGUUGGUGUGUGCUUACUUUCUCCAUGCUGGUGUGUGCACUCUCUCCAUGCUGGUGUGUGCACUCUCUCCAUGCUGGUGUGUGCACUCUCUCCAUGCUGGUCUGUGCACUCUCUCCAUGCUGGUGUGUGCACUCUCUCCAUGCUGGUGUGUGCACUCUCUCCAUGCUGGUGUGUGCUUACUCUUUCCAUGCUGGUGUGUGCACUCUCUCCAUGCUGGUGUGUGCACUCUCUCCAUGCUGGUGUGUGCACUCUCUCCAUGCUGGUGUGUGCACUCUCUCCAUGCUGUUGUGUGCUUACUCUUUCCAUGCUGGUGUGUGCACUCUCUCCAUGCUGUUGUGUGCUUACUCUUUCCAUGCUGGUGUGUGCUUACUCUUUCCAUGCUGGUGUGUGCUUACUCUUUCCAUGCUGGUAUGUGCUUACUCUUUCCAUGCUGGUGAGUGCACUCUUUCCAUGCUGGUGUGUGCUUACUUUCUCCAUGCUGGUGUGUGCUCUCUCUAUACUGAGGUGAGCUCUCUCUAUACUGGUGUGUGCACUCUCCUGCCAAGGCUGGAUCAGUGUGUUUCUAGAACUGGUGUUUCCCUUUAUAAACCUAUCGAACUAAAAUACUGUUCAAAGCAGCAUUUAACCAAUUUCCUCUCAUUAUUUAAAAUAUCUUGUAGUUCCUUUCAAUCAUUGUUGUGUUGUGAGAAUACUUUCAUUAUUUUCCUGCACAGUGGCAUGUGCCAUUGUUUCCUCCUCCCAAGUCAGUAGUGAUUGAUGAGUUGUUUUGUUUUAGUGACUGGCGACAAAAUGCUACUGUGUCACUUGGAAUAAAAUAAUGUCAACAAUCUCUGAAGUCAUUUUCCUCCACAACAUCAAACAACCUAGUUGGGAGAAUUUUGAGAAAGUAAACUCAAAUGACUUUUUUUCAUGAAUAAUAAUGGCAUUAAGUAUAUGUUGAAUAUAGAAAGGGUUAUUCAUCGUGUUGGACACAUGUCAUUUAGCAAAUAAAAGAAAUAACUAUUUACAUUACUGGUCCUCUCAUUAUACGCAGCAUUUUGCACACAGCGCUUUGCAGAGAGAAACCUUAUGUUUGUUAUUCCUGAUCAAGCAAACACUCGCACACCUUGCUUCCUGUGGUACUAUUAUCAGUCUGUGACUGGGUUAACGGUGGCAGUGUCACAUACCGCUGUACACCAACACUACUCAUGGUAGUGUGGGAAGUGGAUUGAACCUUCUGUUUGUUUAUAGAUGUUCCUACUCUCCAUGCUCUUGGUGUACUGAUGAUUAUAGUUAUUACAAUGUAAUGUAUGAAAUGGGUAUCUGUUUGCUCCUUGUUUCAUUUGAGAAUGAAUAUGAAAGGAAGUAAAAUCUGUGGUAUUUCAAAGAGAAGUAUUUAUGACAUGUUUCACCAGGUAACAUUGUGACUUCAUUGGUUAUUGUUGGGUAGUGCUUGUCAUUGCACUAAGCCUUUUGUAGCUAUUUGUACUCAAAGAAAUUCACCAUACUUUAGCAUACAUUUCGUUUGAGCACUCUGUUUUUAACUGUUUGCAUUGAACUUCCAGGUUACUUUAACCCUACUUCGGUAAUACUGGUCCAAAUUGUGUAGGUGAUGACGUGCCCUGUCGCUGAUAAAAUAAUAUGCCAAUCCUCGGUUAGUAAUGGAGUUUACUACUACUACUACUACUACUACUACUACUACUACUCCUACUAUCUAAAGAGCAUGUUUCACAUUUCAUAAUAAUACAGAAGGGAACAAAUCCUUGGUGGAUCAGUUUUGGGUAUAAAAAAGACUAUGACAUCAACUAGAACAUGUAAACUCUAGUCAGUUAACUGUAUUUAUGCUUCUUUAUCACAUGGUGAAUUCACUGGGGGCCAGACUUUAUACUGAUACAGAAGUUUCAGUAUUGCCCAAGUUAUUCAUUGAGUUAAUGGUUUUAAUCUUGCAUGUCCUACUAAAGUAAUUCCCUUCACUGACCCUACCUGUGUGAAGCAAGUGACCCUCAGUCGCUUUAGCUUCUGUGUGACUUGCCAUGACUUGGUGGCAGCAAUGUAAAAAUAAAUUGUAAAUUUUGCUUUUGAUUGAAAUUGACACAAAGAUGUACAUUUCAAUCACUAUUAGCAUUAUCUGCGUUGUAUAUACCAUCUGUUGUCAUUGCCUGUAACUGUACAUAGCAUAUAAUGCAUUGCUCAUUUUUACACUCCUAAUGGUGUAAGUUUGUAAAUAUCUUUGUAUGGGAAUCCUAGUUUUAGUACCAUUUCCUUUCCUAUUGUUCAGCAUCACGUCAGUGUGUGUACUAAUGAAUGACUGAAUGGAUGACAGCUCCUCAGUGUAAUCAACAUGAUGAAAUUCAACAUCACCAGACCAUAAGGGGACAGCAGUUUGAAAAUGUUUACAUGUUUUAUGGUAGCUAAUAAUCACAGACAUAUGCACCUGAGUUGUAGGCUGUUGAUCUAGAUAAAAAUGUUUUAAAUUUAUCUUAUUCUAAAUUGCAACCUGGCCUUCACAUUAAACCCAAUCAUAUUAGUUUCAGUUAUAGCUGUAUGUUUUUUUCCCAGAUAUUAGUUGAGCAAACUUCUCUGUUUCUUAUGCAUGAUUGUAUUGUUUGACUUGUUUAAGAACAUGGUAUGUCCCAGUGUCUAAGGGGGAGGGUCAUGGUUAAUCUGUUGAUAUCAUGGCAGUGGAUUGCCUGGUACCCAAAGUAUAACAUGCUGUAGUUAGUUCACUUUGUGCUUUGACCUUUUAUCGGUUUUUCGCUAAGUAGUUUUGCGUACAUUUCAAACAUAUAUUUAAGUCCCAAAAUUUUAUGAACAUAUUAUGGUUUCCUGUGUUACCUUCCAACUGUUUGUGUUGUUUGCUUCCACACAAUGAUUUUUUUUAUUUGUGUUUUUGCAACCCUGAAUUCAGUGUUGUGCAUUAAAAGACUGCAUAAAGAGAUAGUUCAUCAUCACAUUAUAUGUAGUAAUUGUGCAGUGCAGGUGUUUGCUCAUUAUGAAAUCCAGUUUGAUAUGAUGUGAAACAUUGCUACAGUAGUCCUAUUACAUGCUUUGUUUAUAUUUGGGUAGUGCCCUCAUGUAUCAAUCUGAUUUCUGUAGUAACUGGUCUUAUUAACUACAUGUGUGUGAUGGACAAACUGAAUGGCCAGUUUUCACAAACCUCCGUUAAGACCUCUCAAAAGGAAAAAGAAAAGUUAUUAAAUAAAUAAUUAUGUUUCAAGAAAACAGAUUUGUUUUACAGUUUUGAUAUUUUAUCUGUUUGUGUUAACAUAAUGAAUACAGUAUCACAUUGUGUUUUCUUUCCAAGUUUGUAUGGUAGUUGUAAAAUUCUAGAUAAUCAGAAUUAAGUUAUGACUUAACUGGAUGCAGUGUACUGCCAGCAUAGAAAAGGUGGAAUUUAGGACAUUUAGAGUAUUUAUUUGGAAUAUUUUGUUUGCUUUUAGAUGUGCCUGGUUAUAGAUAUGUUUUAAUUUUUUGUUUGAUAGUAGCUGUAAAAUAUGAAACCCAAAUAAUGUAUAAUAAACAUGUAUUCCUAUGGUCACUGUGAAUUACUGUCAACAUUGUAUGAGUAACAUUCAGUUUGAAAACAGUGCAUCAUUGUCUUUGAGUGAUAUGUCGUCUCAGGCACACAUGGACAUAACCUUGUGUGUGAUAAGGAUCUUUCUGACCCAUAAGGGAAGCCAGAUAGAGGGUAUAAAAUGUUCUGUAAUGAUCUGAGGAAUUAGUUUGUUUUUAUAAAUAACUCUGCCUUUCAUUUGUUGCCAGUUCUACUUUUCGCAUAUUCUGGAUUCUGAUUCUGAUUCUAUGACUGCAACUUGAUCAAUAUUCCCUAUACAUCCAUCAACUUGUUCAAACUUUAAAAUGUUCUUACUGAGCCACUGUAACGUUAUGUCAACACUUGUGACCAACAUUAUGAAUUCUCUCACUCGCCAAUGUUGACUUAUAUAAUUGUUAUCUUACGUUGGUUAAAGUUGAUUAAUUAAUUGCAAUAACACGUUUCUUACAUUUUUCAUCCUUUUGUCUAAGUGCAAGCGAUACAAGUAUACUAAAUUUGAAUGGUAAUAGUGAGCUAUUUAACACAAUCACAUGAGUCAUGACAAGGCCACUUGUUUACUGUUUGUUGUGUUGGGAUACAUCUGUUUUUAGUAACAGCUGCUUAUGAUUUCGAAGGUGGUUGGGAAUGAGAUAUCCUGAGACAAUUCCAGUGAAUGGGAAAGAUAAACUAAUUCUUCGUAUCUCAUUAGUUAUGCUCAUAAACCAUCAUAGUCAGAAGAGUUAGCUGGGAUGACUUUAGUACCUUACAAUGCAACAGCUGCUUGUAUAUUGGCAUCUUCAGAGGGGUAUGGCUUGCUAUUAUAAGGUUGAGUCCAUAGUACUGUCUUGUAAAGCUUACCAGUAUAUUGUAAUGCAGAAUCUGGUAGAUUGUUGACGACUUUGCAUCUGUGUCUAUGAAUGGGAUUUAGUUAUCCUUACUGUAGUCACAUCUUGCUUUGCUACACAUAUAUAUAUGUAAACACUUGGACAUUAUUACCACUCUUCAACUUCAUGAAAUACAAAGGUAUUUGUUGUUGCCGACUCUGUUUAUAUUAUUUACUUUUGUUUUUGUUUUCAUCUGUGAUCAUAACCUGAUUUUUAAAGCAAAUAUUGAUUUCACCAUAGCAUAAUGGAUGAGCAGAAAUAAAUUUUCCAUCUUGUCUGAA
Messenger RNA from Haliotis rufescens (red abalone), 6662 nucleotides. RefSeq names its product arfaptin-2-like. Gene Ontology annotation, cellular component: trans-Golgi network membrane. The record is from RefSeq and is a predicted model, not a curated record. The transcript has 6 exons. Lineage: Eukaryota; Metazoa; Mollusca; Gastropoda; Lepetellida; Haliotidae. Bases 201 to 1283 code for a protein of 360 amino acids. Gene Ontology annotation, biological process: intracellular protein transport; regulation of Arp2/3 complex-mediated actin nucleation. Gene Ontology annotation, molecular function: phospholipid binding; protein domain specific binding.